AUGGCCUUUAGUUGUACAAUCUGCAACCUCUCGUACCCUGUUCGGUCACAUCUUGCCCGUCAUUAUCGGGAGAAGCAUCAUCUACCAGACGUCAAGAAGGCUCCGUCGACUUUCAAAUAUCACCCCUACCUUACAGCACAACCAUGUGACGAACGAGGUCAAUACCUUCCUCCCGGGACUCCACCACCACCACGCGUCGACCCUCCACCCACCGACUGGCAUCCGUUUGCAAGUCGGCCGGCCUUCGCAUUUGCGGAGCUCACAUUUGAGGUCAUGCAGGCAUCCAACACUAACGUCGACGAGCUCUUGAGCAUUUGGGCUGAAUAUAAUGAACUCGCCGAUGGCCCGCCACCUCCGUUCGCCGACCACAAGGAUGUUCUGGCUCACAUCGACGCGAUCCAGCAUGGCGAUGCACCAUACAUCUGCUAUACUGUCAAGUACACGGGUCCGACUGACAACAACUCACCGUCGUGGAUGUUGGAGCCCUGCAAGUUCUAUACACGAGAUGCUCGCCUGGUCGCCCACAACAUGAUGGCCUCAAGUGAUCUCGACGGCAAAUUCAACUACCGACCUUACGUCGAACUCAAGAAUGACGGACAACGUACAUGGUCCAACAUCAUGUCCGCUGACUGGGCUCAUAAACAAGCUACCGAAAUCGCCAAGGAUGCGAACAGCCAUGGCGCCAUGUUCGUUCCGAUCGUUCUUGGUGCUGACAAGACUACGGUCACCGUCGGGACAGGCAACAUUGAGUUUCAUCCCUUAUAUUUUGGCCUCGGGAAUGUCACGAACUCGGCACGUCGCGCCCAUCGUGAGGCUAUCACUCCCAUCGCGUUCUUGCAUAUUCCUCAUGCACCACGCGAUGAGGCCAAAACAGCGGAGUUUCGCAUCUUCAAAAAGCAACUUUAUCACGCCUCCAUCACUCACAUCCUGUCUCCGUUGCGACGAGGCAUGACCACGCCCGAUGUCGUGAAGUGCCCUGAUGGUCACUUCCGUCGCGCCAUCUACGAGAUUGGUCCGUUCAUUGCAGACUACCCCGAGCAGGUUGUACUCGCCGGCAUCGUCCAAAAUCGCUGUCCCAAGUGCUUGUUGCAGGCAACCGAGCUCGAAGACGGUGCGGGACCCCGUCGUACACGUGCCAAGUACGACCAUGCCAUGGAACAUCUCGAUGCAGAGGAUCUGUGGGAUACGUACGGGAUCGUCUGUGACGUCGUGCCCUUCACCAACGAGUUCCCUCGCGCCGAUAUCUACGAGCUCAUCACACCCGACCUCCUUCAUCAGCUCAUCAAAGGGUCGUUCAAAGACCACAUCGUCUCCUGGAUCCAGAAGUAUGUCGAGGCCGUGCAUCAACCGGCCGAAGCUCGGAAGAUCAUGGACGACAUUGAUCGGAAAAUUGCUGCCGUGCCGCCGUUUCCAGGUCUACGACGUUUCCCACAAGGACGAAACUUCAAGCAGUGGACGGGCAAUGACUCGAAGGCUCUGAUGAAGGUCAUCAUUCCGGCUCUCGUCGGUCACCUGCCCAAUGAUAUGAUCAAGGCUAUUCGAGCAUUCAUGGACUUCUGCUACUACGCUCGCCGCUCGUCACAUACCCUUGUGACCCUUCAGAAGAUGGAGGAGUGCCUCACACGCUACAAGCUUCUGCGCGAGUCUUUCCGCAUGGACGGUGUUCGUGACGACUUCAAUUUGCCCCGGCAACACGCAUUGUGGCACUACGUGCGGGGUAUCAAGCUUUUUGGGUCCCCGAAUGGACUCUGCACGUCCAUCACGGAAUCCAAACACAUCGCGGCCGUCAAGAGGCCGUGGCGCCGCUCGAAUCGCAACAACGCCAUCUGGCAGAUGCUUCGCACGAACAUACGCAUGGCCAAGCUCGCAGCGCUACGCCACGAAUUCGCUCGUCGCGGGAUGAUUCGCAGCCCGGAUGUCAUGUCCCGCCUUCGUCGUGUUCUCGGAUUGCGGCAGGGGCCGAGUAACGACGACGAUGAAGACGCAGAUGCGGUGGCUGCAUAUCAGCACGGAGAGGAUGACGAAGAUGCGGAUGAGGCAGAAGGAGAGGCACAGAUCAUCUCGGUGUUUCUUGCUUCCAAGUAUAAGUUUUCGCGUCCCAUUGCUCGUGUUGCACACGAUCUAAAGCAACCACGCCUCCUCGAGCUCAUUCGGCGAUACCUGCAAGACUACCUCUAUCCCGACCCCGACCUUACCGCAGACAUCAUCCCGCUCAACGAAUGCCCAUUGUUCGAAGGCAACGUAGCUGUUUUUGGCUCUGCCCGUGCCCUCUAUUAUGCACCAAGCGAAGUUGCUGGAGAUGGUGGCAUGCACAUGGAGAUCAUCCGUAGUGCUUCCCGUUGGUAUGGGCAGUAUGCGCGACGCGAUACGGUCCUGAUACAGAAUGGCCCCGAAACUGAUCCCAUGGGUGGUCUCGCCAUCGGACGGGUGAUGGCUUUCUUGUCGUUCGAGUUUGCGGAUGUUGAUCAUCCUUGUGCACUCGUGGAGUGGCAUAUGCCGGUUGCAGAUGAGAUAGACCCUGUCACGGGUAUGUGGAUUGUCGAGCCCGAGAUUCUGCCAUCCGGCUCGCGUCGUGUCGAGCUUGUCCAUCUUGAUUGUAUCGUGCGCUCGUGUCUACUACAGGGCGUGACCGACGACACUUAUCUUCCAAAGAAAUUCCAUUACUCUAAAACACACAGUGGUUUCCAAUCCUUCUACUUUAACCGAUAUGCAGACUACCACACACACGAGAUGUACCCCGAGUAG
Messenger RNA from Peniophora sp. CBMAI 1063, 2745 nucleotides. The record is from the annotation of a GenBank genome assembly. NCBI's taxonomy places the organism in Eukaryota, Fungi, Basidiomycota, Agaricomycetes, Russulales, Peniophoraceae.